Molecule: messenger RNA, 4938 nt
Organism: Rhopilema esculentum
Lineage: Eukaryota; Metazoa; Cnidaria; Scyphozoa; Rhizostomeae; Rhizostomatidae
Source: RefSeq, a predicted model, not a curated record
UUCUGUAUACCAUUCACAUUUACAACACAAUUUUUAUACAUCAUGAUCCACAUCCAUUUUUAAUCAGAAGCAGUGUUUUUCCAUUGUUCAUCUUAUGGUUUAUGCCUUACUUAUCAUUCAGCUUUGAAGUAAAAGCACAUUUAAUUUAGAUGCAAAGUAAAUUAUUUUAAUCAAGAAAGAAUAGAUUGUCUGGAACUAGAAUUAUUAAUAAAUUAUCUUUUGAAAUUAUGCCAUGUUUUGGAAGCACUCCGUGCGUGCCGUUGGAACCCCAAGGAGUUAAUCUUAAUGUCAUUUAAAUAAACUUGAAUAGAUGCAUUAUGCAAAUAAUAUCAGGCUUUGAUGAUGGCCGAGCAGUUAAUUGCAGGUGUAUUGAAUUUUGAUUUUAAGUAUUCUUGUCCAAACACAUGCCUGCCCUAACUAGUAAAUUAACCUUUAACAAAAAAAACAACGGCCAUACCAAAAUUUAACUAUAAAAUUAAUGAAUUAUUUCAAGAAAUUAAUUUGGUUGUUAAACUUAAAUGUUUUGAAAAUGGUCAGACAGUUUAAAAGUUCAAAUCAAUCAGUUCAAUUUAUUUCAAAAUUCGACACAACAUACAAUUAAGGCUACAUUUGUAUGCUCAAUACUGCUAUACAACAAUUAAAGAUAUAUGUGAAUAAAGAAUAAUAAAUCAAUGUUGAUUUGUAGCACUGUUGUGGUGAUAUUUUGAGAUUAGAGUAGUGAAAUGCUGUUGUUUCUGUCCAUAUGUGUCCCCUCCUUUAUUAAAUUUCGUAUCAAAGGAUGAAGAAGGUGUUUUCUGUAAUAUUUUCAAUGUUUUUUAGCUAAUUUGUUCAGUUAAGUUAUAUAGAAGCACUUGAUCAGUUAUGUCUAUAUUAAAAAAAUUUAUGGUUUUCAAUAAUGAUUUCAAUAGAAAUUUACAACAAUGAGCUUUCAUAUCAGCAUUCUGACAGACUUAUAUAUUUGCUCUUAUAUAUGAAGCACCUAAAUAUUUGCUCUGAUGAGGCCUGUAUGCUGGGGCAAAUAUUAGCCAUAGUUAAUUGAUUCUUGUUCUCAGCUCAUUGCUUUGUGCCUUAUUUGCUACAUUUCUAUUAACUUUUCACCGCAAGAAUUCCAUCGAUUGAAGUCCAUUGAGCAGUUUGCAAUUUUGACUUUUCCUUUAUUUACACACUUAUAAAUAUUAGAGUUUAUUUGCAAAAGGUUAGAGCAGUUGCUUGGGGCAGUAACUGUACCAUUGAUUACCUUGGUCACUUUUAAAAAGAUAUUUAUAACUUAUUGUGGCAGGCUUCAGUUUAAAAUAAGUCAAUUUAUUUGAUGUAGCUAUUGAGAUAAACUUGCUCUUGAAAGUUUGUUCUUGUAAAAUGCUAAUCAAACAGAGCCAUAAAAGUGUAUCUGAUAUUAUGGCAGUGGCAGGUAAUGUUUUAGCAAUGUAAAUAGCGAGUUAAUGUAACAUAAUUUUUAAUCUGGAGGAAUUAUUUCGUAGGACAACUGCAUCCUCAUCAUCAGAUGUGAAGAUGACUUGUAACCCAGGAAGUAAAGAUAUGUUCAUUGAAAGAGUCAAAUCGUUUUCUCCAUCUACAUGGACUGCCAAGCCUGUUGAAUUGUCACCAUUGCACUGCUCAAGAUAUGGCUGGAUGAAUGGUGACAAUGAUGAACUUGUUUGUGUCACAUGCAAAGCAGCCUUGAAUGCUGGCUUGCCUGAUAACUGGGACAAUGAAACUUAUACUGAAAUGUGCAAAUCAAUUCAAGAGAAAUUGAAGAAGGGGCACAAAGAUGUUUGUCCAUGGCAAGCUAGCCCAUGCCCGGUUUCCUUCCUUAGUCUUCCUAAUCAUUCAAGAGAUGGCUGGCACUCAUACCUCCGAAAUGCAUUUGAAAAGCUCCUCACUCUGGGGAAAGACAUGCCAUUACUGGAUGAAGACGUUCUUGAUAAGAUGGGUAUAGCAGAGAGAGGUGUUAUCCAGGAACUACUGAAUAUCGUCAACCACCAGUCAACUAACGAUGAACAGAAUUUAUUCGCAAGAACAGCCGUUGCUCUAGCUCUUUGUGGCUGGAAGCCAAGUGAACAGGUGAAUGACGAUGCUACACUUCUCUGCGACACAUGCUUAAAGGAAUGCGGUCUGUGGAACUUCGUUUCUGUUACGGAGGAAAACAAUCCAGUGCGAGCAGGCAAAAGAUUUGCCACUGAGCAGGGGAAGAUGGGAGUAGAUACCAGGAGUAUGUAUGCUAGCUUUUUGAGUGAUGUGUCCACAUUUCGAUCGGCUGAAUUCGUCUCGUCUAAUGUCUCCAUGCAUUCAGAGACUGACAGCCAAAUGUCCGAGAACGGGAUGAAUGCCACCGGUGCAAGCGACAAUAGACGAAAUGUAGUCCCGCCACAAGGCGAGAGUAGGGCAACAGUAUCCGUUAGUAGUGAAGCGGGAGAACAAGCGAGACCGAGAGACAGCCUGGGAAGCACGUCAGAAGUGACUGCUGAAGAAGGUAGCGACGAAUCGGUUAGUCAAAAGUCGGAACGAAAACUCCAUCGUUCAGGCUCACAAGAAAGCAGAACCUUCGCUCAUAUUUUUAUGGAACCAACUGCUCCAGAUACUGGGAAAAUGGAAUUGAUGAAGGCACUUCUUUUUGCCAAAGAUCUUCAGUUUGAUCCAUCGUAUAGUGAGUCGGUCAUUAGCGAAGUGGGGUCAGAGGCCUUUGAGAAAAGGAUUGAGAUCGCGAGAGAAGAGAUGUCUGCCGAAGAAAAUACACAAGAUCCUGACCCUCCACCACCUCCACCACCAAACCAAGAAAAUCUAAUGAAAGAACUCCUUUUGGUCACGGCACCACACGAAGGCAGCCCUAGAGGUUCUGAAUCGAUAUUUAGCGAAGUUGGUUCGUUAAUGUUUGAUAAAAGGCUAGAAACAUGGUCCGUUUGCUCGCCACGUGCAGAAACUCCCACAAUGAAAGAUCGAUCACAGGUUCAAGAAGAAGAGAGCCCAGUCAGGACGAGUAGCCUUGAAGGAAGAGUAAAGCGCAUGCGAUUUCACGAACCAGGUUUGCAUACAUUCAACGUUGUGGAGGAGCAUCGGCAUUGGUGCCCAUGGCUGGUCAAUGGAGAAACAAAAUCGUCAGAAGGAGGCAAAGAACCUUUGCCAGGAUGGAAAGGAGUCUUGAAUUCGCUGCUUAAUAACGAUAACAGAACUGACAAACUUUUGCAGGGUUCUCCAGAUGAAGUUUGGAAAAGUGUUAGAAGAGUAUUGAAGGACUGCCAAUCACCAAAACUUGACCCAGCGGAUUCUGGAAAAUCUCGAGAUGACAGCCCACAAUAACUCGAUUUCAAUGUGUUUUACCAUACUUCUGGAAGUUUCAGAAGCUCUUUCAUGCGAGAGAAAAAUUAUGACAAGCUCGCUUUUAUGCUGGCCUGGAGUCAACUGAACCACCACAGAAAAUUAUAAAUGUUUAUAAGCAGAAAUUGGACGAAACAUUACAUUAACUUUUCUGUUUUUCCCCUUAAUACUUUUUGUAUACUGCUUUAUCCGAAUGGAAACAGACUUCAGAAAUGACAGAGACGAGGCUCAUAGAGAAUCUAUUUAAUUCAAAUUUAAGUAUUAAGCAAAAUUUUCACAACUUAUCCCAUGUUUCCUAAUUUUGCGAAUUCCCUUUUAAGAAUUGUUUUACCAAAACUACUGUUAAGCUACUAGAGUAUUAAGGAACGGUGAUACCAUCCUUCUACAAAAUUCAGGGGAAGCUACGCGAAUUUUGUCCAAGAUCUGAAAUCGUCACAAAGUCAUAAAAAUCGUCUCUUUUUCAAAUACUCGCCCAGUCGCAGAGGUUUCCCGCAACAUUGUUGAUAUGCUUUGAAAUUAUUUUUUGCCCUCGAAUAAUUUCGAUUUUUUCCACAUUUUUUCUUGUUACUUAGUUAACUCAUCGGUCCAAUCCCGCUUUCACGUCCAAUAAUUUCAGGAUUAUUUUCGCCAAGCUUUGAAGUUAGAGUAGAGGCAUUCAUCUGUGUUUGGGUCAUUUAUUUUUAAGCAAAAUGUUGGAUCGCCUGAAGAUAUGAUGCUAUUAGCAGUGCAAUUAUAUAAUAAUUUACUUCGCAGACAGAAACUAAAAAGUACCUGUUUAGGAUCCUGAUCAUUUUUCAUGUUUCAGCAAGAGAACGGGACCGCCAAAUAAUGACUAAUAGAAAUUAGUUUUUCAGAAUAUCACAUUUCUUUUAUAGAUAAUUCACCAUUCUAUAACAUUGUCUUAGGGAUCAUAUUUUUGUCAAUCACACGAUAGAGUUUAAAUAAAUGUCUACCAUUAAGUGUGGCAAAAUAGAAAUUUGGUAUUAUCAAAUGCUCUUGUAGGCCCUAAUAGCAACUAUCCACAGCUUUACGUCAGUCGAACAGCUUUGUGUAAGUCUAGCAAGUCUAGGACUUUUAGUUUGUCAGCAGUUUCAAAAAGAUGCCCCUUCGAAAGGCUCUCGUGCAUUUUGAACAACAGUAAAUUCAGCAAACAGCUGCAAGGAGGUGUAAAACUUUUUCAGUUUUUCACAACGAGCCUACUAAGAAGCAGUACUGAUAACCCUAGCUUCUUCACCACUAGCUAUAAGUAAUACGUUUCUAUAGAUAUGAGGAAUAUAGAUUUAACCGAAAUUUAACAAUCAGCCGAUUAAAACGUUCCUUGCUGUCGGCAUAUGCUAGAUUGGACUAAAAAGCGAUAAUCGUGGGUUUGACUAUCCUUUGAAAUAAUUAUAUAUUUUAAAACGAAUCAUGCUUUUUCCGCUAGUUACAAAUUCACAACUUGUAAUAUUUAUUUUGUCAUACUCCAUUUUUCAUUGUAUUUAGAAUUAUAAAAUACUGAUAAUUCCAGGAAUUGUUUGCCAUCCGGAUUGGUAUGUUAUUUUUAGGACUGGUCUUGCAUGUCUUCUACUGCCUUUUUAGUGGAUUACUGUAAAUCCUCGAAUUGGCCCCCCCUCGAAUAAGCCCCCA